UCGAUUCUCAAAUAAUCAAAUCAUUGGAACGUGACGCUGACUUUUGGUUUGUAAGUUUACGCCAGUUGACGCAAUUCUUAAUCUAUAUUUCUGUUUAUUUAAUAGAUAAUUUUGACUUUCAAAUUACUCAUAAAAUAGAAAGAGGUUAACUGCUGUCUUGUUACGAGCUGCAGAACGGGAAUCUCGUUUGAAUGUAAUUUCUCGUUUUGAAUGUAAAUUUCGCCAUUAGCAGUUUAUAUUGUUCUUAUUGUGUAAGCAUAACCAUUUAAAUUUAUAUUUGUGUUGACGACGUAUGGUAGCCAUCAUGAAAUUCCAAUACAAAGAAGAACAUCCCUUUGAAAAAAGGAGAGCUGAAGGUGAGAAAAUACGAAGGAAAUAUCCUGAUAGAGUGCCCGUAAUUGUUGAGAAAGCCCCCAGAGCACGUAUAGGAGAUUUGGACAAGAAGAAAUACUUGGUUCCCUCAGACUUAACUGUUGGGCAGUUCUAUUUCCUGAUUCGAAAACGCAUUCAUCUACGGCCAGAAGAUGCCCUCUUCUUUUUUGUGAAUAAUGCCAUUCCUCCCACCAGUGCAUCAAUGGGCACCCUGUACCAGGAGCACCAUGAAGAGGAUUCCUUCCUGUAUAUAGCAUAUAGUGACGAGAGUGUGUAUGGAAAGGAUAAUUAGAACAUGUACUUUCUCUACUUUCUUUUUCUGUUUGUAUAAAUAUCACUUGAAAGUUAUUACAGGCCUUCCCAUAAGGCUGCAGAUAUAAAUUUUAUUGAAGGAAUGUGUCUUUUCUCUCGCCUGUGUAUUUGUUCAGUUUUAAUGCCUACAUUCUUUUGUUUUGAUUAAAAUGGAUGUUUUAAAUCAG
Molecule: messenger RNA, 851 nt
Organism: Argiope bruennichi
Lineage: Eukaryota; Metazoa; Arthropoda; Arachnida; Araneae; Araneidae
Gene: Atg8a
Product: gamma-aminobutyric acid receptor-associated protein
Exons: 4
Coding region: 293-664 (123 amino acids)
Biological process (GO): autophagosome assembly; cellular response to nitrogen starvation; autophagy of mitochondrion
Cellular component (GO): autophagosome; cytosol; autophagosome membrane
Molecular function (GO): GABA receptor binding; ubiquitin protein ligase binding
Source: RefSeq, a predicted model, not a curated record